This is a messenger RNA of Cooperia oncophora, 303 nucleotides long. The record is from the annotation of a GenBank genome assembly. NCBI's taxonomy places the organism in Eukaryota, Metazoa, Nematoda, Chromadorea, Rhabditida, Trichostrongylidae.
AUGGAUGUUUCUGGAAAGGUUUCUCAGUACGCCGGUACCAUGGCGGCUGCUCUAGACGUGGUGUCGAUUAUUGGGUGUGCGCUUUCGGUUGUUUGCCUGGCGCUUUCCCUAUUUGUCUUCACAUUCUUCCGACCUCUGUAUAACGUACGAAACACUAUCCAUCGGAAUCUAUGUCGUGGAUUUGUGUUCGAAUCUGACAAGACGCGGCUGUUCCUAUACUACAAGUUCUCCUAUGGAUUUCCGGCUGCGAUCGUUGCCAUUUCAGCCGGAGUCACUUGGCACAAUUAUGGCACUGAUGAGUAG